CACACACAGAUACCCACAAAAGGAAGAAAGAAAAAAAAAGAAAAAAAAAACAAAAAGGGAAGAGGGAAGGGGACCGAAGAAGGAAGCAGAGGGGGGAGAAGGGAAGGCGGCGCGGUGGGUGUCACUGCCAUCGUCGCCGCUGCUGUGAGAGAAAGAGAUCCGAGAGAGGGAAAGAAAGAGAAGUCGCGCCGCCAUCGGACCUUGGAGGAAGACCAUGCCUCGCCACCACCCCGCGCUGCUCCGGACCGCCGCCUCGCUAAGCCAUCCUGUUCUCUUGCCGUUGUCGUCGGAGGAGGAUAGAGACGCGCGCAGGGGAGGAGCUGUCACUAACCUCGCGUCCGUUGCCGCCAACCACGAGCCAGAGCGGGAGGGAGAUAUUGCCGCCAGCUUCGUCGGAUCUCUGCCGCCGAACCCGUUCUUGCCGCCGCCGUUAGAAUCACAAACAGGGGAGGGUGAAGAUGCGCGAAAGGGGGCGCGGAGUUUCCAUCGCCGUCGUGUUGCUGGGCUUGCCGUCGUCGCAUCUGGGUGGCUGUUGUGCCGCCGUUCAUCACUGCCCAGUCACCGUCGAAGCUUUGCCUCGCCGUUCUGACCGCCAGAAACCGCCGGUGGAGCCACUGUCUUCUUGGGCUGAGUUGUGGUUCUUGCAUGCUGAGUUCAGUAGCCGUGCAUGCGACAUCAAGCUGUCGCGUCGUCAACGGAGUCGCCGCCGUUCCGUUUUCCCGAAUACUCAUAGGUUCAGUAAGCCUUUCUCUGUUCCGAUUUCUUUUAGUCACUAUUCUGUGAUAUGUUUCUAAGAUCCUUGCAACGUUAAUGCUUUAGGUUUGAGUUCGGUUCUUACCUGCCGAGAUUAAAGUUGCUGUGGUUGAGGUUGUGUUGUUGCGAGCUCUGAGAAAAAGAGUUUAUGUCGUGUGGUUAAGUCGUAAUCGAGGUAGGGGCGUUUUUACUAAAACUCAUUUUUAUUCUUAGGAGUUGUUAUAAAUUGAUAUUUAGGCAAGUAAAUAUUUUCGGUGAUUAUGGAGUCUUAUGAGUUGAACUGAACUGCCUUGAAUGAAUGUGAUUGCUUACUUGUCUGUGGCUAGUUCUGAACAU
Molecule: messenger RNA, 1089 nt
Organism: Arachis ipaensis
Lineage: Eukaryota; Viridiplantae; Streptophyta; Magnoliopsida; Fabales; Fabaceae
Source: RefSeq, a predicted model, not a curated record